AAGGCGCGCGUCGAUGUACUGUUAGAGGCGGUCUGAAAGCGCAUUAUUAUAACUACAAAACUGAGUGUUGUUUAUGGGGCGUUAGGUGCUACACAGAAAAUCUGCUUUACUAAAGUGAAAAAGCUAUGGCCGGCACAAGCGUGAACUCCGCUUCACACGUUUCUGUAAACCUGCCGCGAAGACCGCCUCGACAUAGUAGAAAUCAGACCCCAAGGAGACAGCACUAUACUCGAGGUGUGCCACCUUUCAGUGGAGACAACGGCCGCUCACGGUUAUCUCGAUCAUUGCCUCGAGCCUCGUGGGGAGAUGGAGCUACUCCAUAUGAAACUAAUGAACCACCGCCAUUCCACGCAGAAAACUCACGCACAUACAGCAACCAUCGUAGUAAUAAUAAUAGUCAUCAGCAGUACCAUAACGGCAAUGGGAGACAACCUUCAACUCGUGUAUGGUGGGCCCCGUUUUCGAGCCUGGAUCAUGCUCCGCCUUCACUCUUGCCGCGAGAGUGUACUACCUGCAAAGUGACUCCUUCGACUGUGUGGGGCAUGGUGGAACAUUUUUGUCAAAUUGAACACUGCGAAAAUGUGUUAGCGCACCGACAAGCCGAGCUUGAAAGACACGGGCGUGGAGGACCGCGGUUAAUGUGCGAGCUUUGUCGCGUGUCGUUACCUAACAUACAGACCACUUGGCAUCAUUUUGCUGGAAGCAAACAUCGUAAUAAUCUUCAGUCCAUAAAACUAGAUCUUCGUAACUCAGGCUGUACAGACGUUCCUAACGAUAGUGCAUCAGAUAAUAGAUCUGACGGAGUUUCAGGGCGCUCUUCUAGUCGAGGAGAUUCAAUCGAAGAGAAUACCCAAGAUGACGAGGAUCAAAAUCGGUCUCCAAAACCUGAAGCUACGGAUGAAGGUGACCGGAAACGGCGGGAAUCCAAAACUUCGAACGAGCUUAUGUCAACCAAGUUACUGCAGCAGCCACCGCAAUCGACAUGCACAAACAGUGACACUAACAAUAAGGAUCGAUGGAAGCAACCGGCCUUGAUGUCGAUCCGAAGUCCAAAUUCUUUAAAAGAUGAACUGGAUGUGCUGCUAAAGGAAACAGAUGACGAGGGGCGAAAAUGCGCUGAGAGCGGUAGUGGGAAGGAUUUUCGAAAACAUCAGUACUUCCUUAGUUCAGAAGAAGAGCGCUCUGAUGACGAAUCCGCGUUUCGCAAUACCAAUCAAGAGAACGGUCAAAGAAUCGCAACGUCACUCGCAGAAGACCCGCGAACUCCAGAAGCUAGACCUAAAGUUCCUCGACCUUUGGUCGGCUCCACUGGGAAGAGUUUAGUUGACAAACGGAAAGACAUUUUGUCUAAACUCAGUAACUGUACUGAUGUGCGAGACUUAGCCAAACAACUACGGCAAAUUGGUCGCGGUGCCGAUGAAAAGCAAAAAACAGCCCGAAAAAGGUUGCCUGGUGUAGCUUAUACAAAUCGAGACAUUGAAAAGCAGGAAACGUUUGGUGAAGCUCGCGCAAAACAGGUAAUUCCAGAAACGGCUAUUACGAUAGAGGAACCAGAAUCCGUUUGUUUGAAACGUGAGUCUCCUAAGGAUAUAUCCGGUGUUUUUGGGACUGGUACUCAAGCAAGCUCCCCGACGAAGUUACGUGUGAAGAACGAAAACAACGAAGACUGUGCAAUCGUUGCUGCUCCGCCAGCACCGCCCCCUCAGAUGAUCUCGGAUUCGGAGGAAGGCGAGCAGGAACAGCCUCCGCAAGACAUGUCACCUCGGUUAGCGUCGUCAACGUCACAAUACAGCCACGUUCAGCCUCCCGCCGGGCCUCAAGUACUACCGAAUGACGACAUCGUGCGGUUAGCCGCAUUGACAUCGGAGGAAACAGCGGGCCAGGAGCGCCUGCGUUAUCUUUCACAUACGUUGCCGCGUGUCGAGGCAUUACUUGGUUUCCUAAGACAAGAAGAGCAAGCAACAAUAGCCCAGCUCGAGCUGAUUCGUGCAGCAAAGAAUCGAAUAGCGACAGCAGUGGGUCAAGGUCCGCAGCCUCCACAGGGUGCUGAAAUUUUUGGUCCAAGUCAAAUUCUCAACGCUAUACUUCAUCCUGCACCGCGUAAUCCUGAUAACCUAGCGUGGUUGUUUAACAAUACGAGACCACAAAGGACAUCAAUAAACUAUAACCUUCAGAAUGUUCUAGGAAGUCUAGGGGCUGCUUCAAGUCCAGUUACAUCUUUAGCGCCAGCUCCGUUGUUUAACGGCGUUAUAAAUGAUUCUAUCAACGGCUCUUUCGAUCAUACAACGCCGCAAUCUGCAACCUCGUUAGAUACUCGCAAGCGUUCCAAUGUAUCACCCGGCGUCUGGGCAAAACGCUCAAAGAGUGCGGAAGUGCAACUGGAUGAACAACUUCACAGUGAACAAGUGCUCGCAGUGAAGCUCAGCGGAGAUUUCGUGUAUUCAAGCAGCCGCGACGGAGUAGUCAAGCGAACACCUCUCAGUGAUGGUGGAGGGUCUGUUGUCAUUUACAGACACUGCGGCCAGGAUUCGAAUUCCAACUUGAAGAGGGUUUGCGCCUAUAUGCUAGAAAUAUCUGUCCACAAGAAGAUGCAAAUUGUAAAGCUUCUAACUGGUUCGGAUGACUGUGCACUGCGAGUCUUUGACGGUGACUCGGGUCAUCUGAUGAAAGUGAUUCCUGUUCAGGCUCGGGUGCUCUGUGGAUUUAUAGCCUGGCAAAAAAUCUAUAUCGGACUCAAAAGUGGAUAUAUUCAAGUAUAUAAUCUUUUAGAUCAACGAUUUAUAGUUGAGUCAGAGGUGCGACAGGUACCAAAGUUCGUAGCCGCUACUCAAGUUACGAGUUCGAAGCACAUUGUUGUAGUAACCCAAGAUAACGCAAUGAUGUUACGUGACGCGGGAACGUUAUUUUUGCUGUAUGCUGUUGAUAAGCGUGAUCAGAAAAUUACCGGCCUCAUUGUCAGGGAUGAAAAUAUACUUUUGGCAGGGGAGAGUAAAGUCUACGUUUUCGAUAAGGGCGGGCGGUUGUGUCGUGAAGUCGAACUGGAUGAGGAGAUUUUCGGGGCUGUUAUGUUUGAGUCGUGUUUGUUUGUUGCGUCUGUGGCUGGGUCCUUAAAUGGCCUUAAGUGGAAGGAACUGAUAGGUGGACAGGUUCAACGUAAAUCUCAAUUAUCCUGGACAGCAGCUUUUGCAACAGUCGCCGCCAGUAAGCCGUCAACGUCAGCAGCGAGUGCUGACUCCAAUGCGGCAGAGGUUCUAGUGGCACUUCAUUGCGAUGAAGGUUCGAAGAGGUUGGCGAUAGCAACUGAGUCCGGCCGUGUAGCUGUUUUCGAUGCCGGGUUAGCGUCGACCUCAGAUACUGAUAACGACGAAAAUCCUAACAGCUAAUAGGGCUUAAUCUUCAGAGCAGAGAAACUGGAGGCUUAUCAAUCGUUGAUGUCAAUACGCUCAGUGGGAGUAAGUUUAUUUAUUAAGAGAAAAUGAUAUGAAACUUUGUAAUCUAAUCUCCGAUGUAAUGAUUCGUUGACGUAUAAAUGAGAGAUUACUUAGUAUUCGUGACCUCUGAAUGCAAAGGUUACCAGCUCGUCAAAUCCAUUACUCUAGACUUGCUCUAGACCAACUUGCUCAGAUUAGUAUAGAAAUAAAGAAUUACUUUGGCUGUAGAUUUUGGAGGGUUACGGUAGUCAAGCGAUCGUUACAUAUAUAUGGAUGUCCUGCUAAAGUCACCCAACGCCAGGGCUAACCUCUUAGGCAUGAUUUAUUUUUUACGCGUAGGUAUACAGUUCCAAAAUUUAUUAGUAAAUCCGUACGAAGCAGGUUGCCUCUAAUGGACUGUUACAUAUCGACGCUUUUGACUUCUUUUCAGACAGCCACAUAAGGUAAAGUUUACUAUAAGCGAAAUAUACUUUACACCUGGGCCUAAUUGUCGAUCGCAAUGCCUUAGUUUUUCGUUUCUUCGUCUUAUCUCGUUGCUUAAUCUGCCUUUUCACGGAAAUGUGAUGCCAUGUCCGAAAAUGGAGUUUAGCUUGGGGGGUUUGCUUCUUGUGUAUUAUUUAUGGGACACGUGCGUGUUUGUGGUCAAACGUAUUUAUACCAUAAUUGUCAACAGCUUACGACUCUAAUAGCCAACUGCUGCAGUGAAUAGGGUGCCCUUCGGGCCAGGAAUUCUCCUAUUAAAUGUUUUAGUUCGUGGUAAAAAAAAAAAUCUAAAAAUGGCUCCGUUCAUCUGCCGUUACUCUACCAAUGUUAAGCGCGAAUGCUGACACAAAAGAUUACAAUGUGGGACGUUGUCACCAGUGGCUACAACAGUAGAACUGUCAAAGUGAUAUAGUUGAUUUUUUACGUUGUUAAUGAUUGUAUUUUUUGCACGAGAGAUGCAUUUUCACGAAACGUUAUAGACAAUUAUAACAACAUAACAGUCUUAUAAACGCUAAAAGUUAAGUGUUUUUAAUAUUUAGUGCGAUGUAAGUGAAUAUCUGACAGUCAUUCGUGUAUAUAACGCAUUCAAAGAAAUGGAUUGCUAGUUAACCAUUGUACAGUUUUGUUCAUUUCAACUUUUUCAACUUACAGAUCAAUUAAGA
Molecule: messenger RNA, 4576 nt
Organism: Varroa destructor (honeybee mite)
Lineage: Eukaryota; Metazoa; Arthropoda; Arachnida; Mesostigmata; Varroidae
Molecular function (GO): protein binding
Source: RefSeq, a predicted model, not a curated record